CUCUGCACCUAGCUCAACGUUUCUGGCAGCGUGAUGCGGAAGUUUCUUUCAGACCGCGAGUCCGCAGAGACAGACGAAAGUUGAGGGUGGCGUGGGUGAUAUUCGGGUUUUCUGGUUUAAACCUGAGCGUCUCAGUCCACGGUCCCGCACACGUGACGCCUGGCGGUCACUGCGGACGUUGAAGUCCCCGCACCAGCGGCCCCACAGCGGUUGCCUGUGGAAAAAACCCUGAGCAGGAGGAGGACGAAAUGGCUGCUUCUCAGGGACGGUUGACAUUCAGGGAUGUGUCCAUAGAUUUCUCUCAGGAGGAGUGGGAAUGUCUGCACCCAGCUGAUCGGAAACUGUACAUGGACGUGAUGCUGGAGAACUACAGGAACCUGUGCUCCCUGGAUCUUGCUGUCUCUACGCCAGAUGUGGUCAUCUUUUUGGAGAGAAUGAAGGAAGCCUGGGAUGUGAAGCGAAAAAAGACAGUGUCCAUCCACCCAGCUAUGUCUUUUGAGGACACUUUGGACUUGUUGCCAAACCCAAGCAUAGGAGAUUCAUUCCACAAAACGCUACUGAGUACAUGUAAUGGAGAGAGAAGUUAUCAAUUCAGUGAAUCUUGGAAAAACUUUAAACAAGGGUCAGAUCCUAAUAAACAUCAGAGAUUUCAGUUUCUAGAGAAUCAUUGUACACAUGGGAAAGUCUUUCGUGAAAGCUCAAAUCUUACACAUCAGAACAGUUAUAUUGUAGAGAAGUCAAACAAAUGUAGUGAAUAUGACAAGUCUUUGAACCAAUCUUUAUGUCUUCCUGAACAUGAGAAUAUUCAUACUGGGGAGGAACAUUACAAGUGUAAUCCGUGUGGGAGAGUCUUUAGUCGAUUACCCAGUCUAAAUAGACAUAAGAAAAUCCAUGCUGGAGUGAAGCCUUACAAAUGUAGAGAAUGUGACAAAGCUUUUAUUCGGCGUUCAAAUCUUACUGGACAUGAGAUACUUCAUACUGGAGAGAAGCCUUACAAAUGUACAGAAUGUGGUAAAGCCUUUAUUUGUCGUUCAUAUCUUACUGUACACGAGAGAAUUCAUACUGGAGAGAAGCCUUACAAGUGUAGAGAAUGUGGUAAAGCCUUUAAUUGGCAUUCAUCUUUUAUUAAACAUGAGAGAAUUCAUACUGGAGAGAAGCCUUACAAGUGUGAGGAAUGUGGCAGAGCCUUUCACUGGCGUUCACAUCUUAACGAACAUGAGAUAAUUCAUACUGGAGAGAAGCCUUACAAAUGUAGAGAAUGUAGUAAAGCCUUUACUCAGCGUUCAAAUCUUGCUGUACAUAUGAGAAUUCAUACUGGAGAGAAGCCUUACAAAUGUGAACACUGUGGCAAAGCCUUUACUCAGCAUUCAACUCUCACUGAACAUAGGAGAAUUCAUGCUGGAGAGAAGCCUUUCAAAUGUAGAGAAUGUGGUAAAGCCUUUAUUCAACGUUCAUAUCUUACUAGACAUGAGUUAAUCCAUACUGGACAGAAGCCUUACAAAUGUAGAGAAUGUAGCAAAGCCUUUCACCUGCGAUCUAAACUUACACAACAUGAGAGAAUUCAUACCGGAGAGAAGCCUUACAAAUGCAGAGAAUGUGGUAAAGCCUUUACUCAGCGUUCAUAUCUUACUAGACACGAGAUAAUUCAUACUGGACAGAAGCCUUACAAAUGUAAAGAAUGUGACCAAGCCUUUCACCAGCUCUGUAAACUAACCCGACAUGAGAGGAUUCAUACUGCAGAGAAGACUUACAAAUGUGGAGAAUGUGGUAAAGCCUUUACUCAGCAUUCAUAUCUUAAUAGACAUGAGAUAAUUCAUACUGGACAGAAGCCUUACAAAUGUAUAGAAUGCGGUAAAGCCUUUACUCAGCGUUCGUAUCUUACUAGACAUGAGAUAAUUCAUACUGGAGAGAAGCCUUACAAAUGUAGGGAAUGUGGUAAAGCCUUUACUCAGCGUUCAUAUCUUACUAGGCAUGAGAGAAUUCAUACUGGAGAGAAGCCUUACAAAUGUGAAAAAUGUGGCAAAGCCAUUACUCACCAUUUACAGUUUACUCAACACAUGAAAAUUCAUAAUGGAGAGAAACCUUAAUACUGAAGAAUCCAAGAAACCCUGUAGCUGGACCUACAGCCUCACUCAACAUCAGAGAAUGCUUACUGCAGAGAAAUCUCCAUUCAAAAUAAACGAUGAAAGCCCUUGGUUCAAAAUAUAAACUUCAGAAAACCCACAGAAUUCCUACUCCAACGUGACUUGAAAGAUGUAAAAAAAAUGUGGGGAAAUGCUUAAUCGAAAAUGAAAUCUGAAAUAUCAGAGAAUUGACAUUACAAAGUUGUAAGUGAAGAACAGUUUGCAGAUAUUACUUGAAAUCAGAAUAUAUAUAGAAAAUAAGCAAAUAUUUAAAAAGUUGUUAAUAUGCUUGAAAGUAUCAAGGGAUGAAUAUUGGACAGGUAUAAUUAUUUACAAUGAGUCUUUAUAUAUUGAUAGUACUUGAGGUUUAUUGAAAAGGAAAUAUUAAUGUGAUUCCACUGUGCAGUCACUUGAUGCUAUGUUUUUAUUCCUAGUGUGUGUGUGAAUCAUGGGUUGAUUGUUGCUGCCUCAAACAUCUGGGAGCCCUUGUAUGUUGGCUGGGAUUCACUCAGAUCUACUUUUCCCUCGAAGACUGAGGGCACUGUAAUACACAAUGUACGAUGAAAACCUCAAUGGAGAUGCUGUUUGGUUGACUUAGAAUGCUGGUAUAAGUCGCCGUAAAGUAGGUGCUCGGGUCAUCAUUCUCUGCGUUAAUGUAAGACAGGAACAUUCUGAAUUUUAAUUAGUUUUACCAAUUGCUCUUUAAGGAAAAUAAGGUGGUGGUUUAUUGAAAUCCUGAUGUGUCUUUGUAGUAGCCAUAGAUAGGAGUCCUGAAUAUUACCAGAUGUGGUUGAAAUAAAGAAGUCUUCAGAGAUAUCUGCGAAAGUGCAGACAACUCAUCCAAAGUGCAUAAUUAUUGUACAUCCAUGUUUCCUAAACAAUGAGCCUCAGUCUUCAAACCCAUGGAAAACAGCUCUAAGGUCAUUAUAUCAGAACAACCAGAAUGUUUCUUAAAUGCCUGUUAUCUGUAUUUUGUGCAUGGAUCCUACAGGUGGUUUGCCAUGCUUUAU
This is a messenger RNA of Rhinolophus ferrumequinum (greater horseshoe bat), 3133 nucleotides long. Its product is annotated as zinc finger protein 708. The transcript is spliced from 6 exons. Bases 249 to 2087 code for a protein of 612 amino acids. The record is from RefSeq and is a predicted model, not a curated record. Gene Ontology annotation, biological process: regulation of DNA-templated transcription. NCBI's taxonomy places the organism in Eukaryota, Metazoa, Chordata, Mammalia, Chiroptera, Rhinolophidae.